Eimeria mitis is the source of this 1290-nucleotide messenger RNA. RefSeq lists its product as uncharacterized. Bases 1 to 1290 code for a protein of 429 amino acids. The record is from RefSeq and is a predicted model, not a curated record. NCBI's taxonomy places the organism in Eukaryota, Apicomplexa, Conoidasida, Eucoccidiorida, Eimeriidae. The transcript has a single exon.
AUGGACGUGCAGGCAAAGAUUGGCUGCUCUCUUGAUGAGCUCAUCAAGAUGCAGCGGAGAGGACCCAGGGGCCCCUCCGCGGGCUCCAGAGGCCCCGCCGUCAACAGCCCCCAGAAGGGAGCAGCGCCUCAGCGUACUAACAGGAGGGGCGGCCUUUUCAAGCGGCCGCUGAAGCAGCAGCAGCAGCAGCAGCAGCAGCAGGUGAGGUUUAAUCAGAGGCCGAUGCAGCAGCAGCAGAACAAGUAUAGCCCAAGGCCGCAGCAACAGCAGCAGCAGCAGCAGCAGCAGAAAAACCGCAACCUCACAGUAGAGGACAAGAUAAACUUGCCUCUUGAUGCGCUGAUUGCUCCUCGGCGACCGCAGCAGCAGCAGCAGCAGCAGGCGAAGAGGCCACAGCAACAGCAGCAGCAGCAGCAGAACAUGACUCCUGCUGCACUUAGGCGGAGGACAGGUGUCAGUGGCCGUAGAGGGGCGUUCUUGGUGCCCCGAACGGCGCAGUAUCGAGGGCGGCUGAGUGCUGCUGCUGCUGCUGCUGCUGCUGCUCGUGCGACACCCCGGAGCGCUGCUUCUAAGGCCCUUGCUGCUACAGCAGCAACAAGAAGAGGGCCAAGGGUCCGCACGCCUCACCAACAGGCGGUAGAGACACUGAAAUCUGCUGCUGCUUUCAAAACAGCAGCAGCACGCCGCAGCCGCGUCGGCAGCAGCACCUACUAUCGGGGUGCUGCAGCAGGUGCACCCGCGCCUGCAGCGGGAACUAGACGGCUUGCUGGCGGGCGACUGCAACUGAGGAGACCUGCAGCAACCACCUAUGCCGGGAGCAGAAUAAACACUUCUCUGGCGCGGCGUCGGCAGUUCGGAAGCACAGCAGCAGCAACAGCCGCAGCAGCAGCAGCAGGAGCAGCAGCAGCAGCAGCAGCAGCGGCAGCAAGAAGCAGCGCGAGUGUCGCCCCCUACAAGUCGUACAGGGCCUCCCCCUUUAGUGCACCGAUUGAACGGAAGAGGGCGCCCACCACGCUGAAAGCAGCAGCAGCAGCAGCAGCCGCAGCAGCAGCAGCAGCAGCACCUCCUUCACCGUCUUCUUUUGCUGCUGACUCAGAAAUGCUGCCUGUCAUCAAGAUCCAGGCGAGCCUAGACACCGUGCCGGCCCCCUUGCCGCAGCAGCGCGGUGCACAUGUUGCUAUUCCUGCUGCAAUGCAGCGACAGCAGGAGCAGCAGCAGCAGCAGCAGCCAUCGCGGUCGGUGGGAGCUGCUGGGGAGUUCGAUACGCUGGGCAGCAGAUUCGGCUACUGA